AUGCCUGGUAGCUUGGAAAGCCGAUAUAUCAGACUUGAAGUCAUCAGCGGAAAAAAUCUUCAAGUCCCCUCCUGGCGCAUUCCCGCAGGCAUUUACAUAUCCACAAAUGCCGACUCCCGGAGAUGCUGGAAAUCGGCCAUCAGUGUCUUAUCAUCUGAUGAAUCUGCAGCCGUGGGGCGACACUGUGACUCUGUAAAGUCCAUGGACACUUUCCCAUCAUCCCAUGCCUCACCUGCAUUAUCAGUGGAGAUCUGGGCGUCCUAUGAGGCUGGUCGAAUGCUAGGCAGUGGAGAGGUCAUUGGAAAACUUCAAAUGUCAUGGGAUGAGCUACUCGAUCAUGGAGAUGAACCUUUCAGCCCGCCGUUGUACAAUACUUGCGACAAUCAGGACGGUGCACUGUCUGAUUCCCUCGUAGAUUGCGAGAUCGCUCGAGACACAGAUGCGGGCCACGCACAAUUUGCCGCAUAUGUGACGAGCAAGACGACCAGUGUCCGGUCAGCCAUCCUGGACCACGCAACAGCCCUCACCAACCUUGCGUAUGCGCGCCUUCAGGGGUAUAUUCGUAAGGAUCUUCAAGACAUUGAUACCACCACUUCCCUGUUCCGCGAAGCCCUUGCAUUGCGUCCGCAGGGCCAUCCCGAUCAUCCAUUAUCUCUAUACAAUCUCACCGAAGCGCUGGCUUGGCGCCACAAGAAGAAAAGUACUGCUGCCGACAUCCUCGAAGCCGCCAGACUCUAUCAUGAGCUACUACCUCUCUGUCCAGAGGGCACCUGCCUUCGGAGCGUCGCGGCAGGGGCAAAUGGUGCCGAUUAUGUGAUCAACGGAUGCAACAACCUUCCAAUAGAUGCAUCUGAUGGAGGCAUCCACCUUCGACGAGUUGUCCUCGAGCUCUGUCCUCUGGGCCAUCAACACCGUCCCAGAGCACUCUACAAGCUUUCACGAUCACUCUACGCGCGCUUUACACAAUGUGGCAGCAUCGAUGAUCUAGAUGAGAGCAUAAGACUCGGUCGUGAAGCCGUUUCUCUACUUUCCGAAGGACAUCCUGACUGUAGUGGUUACAUGAAUGACUUGGCCUUGUCACUCGCAUCCCGCUUCGAUCACCAAGGCAAACCUAAUGACCUCGAUGAGGCUAUCUCUUUGUACGAAGAAGUGCUGCGCAUGCGCCCUGUUGGGCACAAAUAUCGUGAUAUCCCAUUGGACAACCUAGGGCGCGCCCUCGUCCGCCGUUUCAACAGAUGCAAAGACAUUGAUGACAUCACCCGAGCUAUCAGCCUCUAUCGCGAGGCACUGACAUUGCUCCCACCUGGGCAUCCACAUCGUGAUAUCACGCUUAACAACCUUGGCCUCGCGCUCUACACCAGAUACAACAAAUUGCAUGUCAUUGAGGAUCUUAACGAGGCUAUUGAUCGAUAUCGCGAAUCCCUUCGGUUAAAGCGGCAUGACCAUCCAGGGCGCCAUUUAACUCUUUCCGGUUUGAGCGCGUCGCUCUGCUCUCGUUUCACGCAAACUCGGGAGAAUGAAGAUAUCGAGGAGGCCAUUAAUCUCUGCCGAGAGUCAUUGGUGGCUCUGUCUUCACUGCACCCGGACAGAUGGUUCAGCUACACAUGGCUGAAAGGGGCCUAUUUAGCUCGUUACCGGAUUCUACAUGACCCUGCUGAUUUAUCGCUCGCUAUUGAGAACUUCAGACUCGCAUCGGGACAUCCUACACAAGGAUUUCCUCGGCGUAUCAGACAGGCUAUUGGCUGGGCUCGCCAAGCGGAAGUCUAUCAACACGAAUCUGCCCUCGAAGCAUACCAAAUGUGCUUUGAGCUUUUCGACAGCCACGUGAUGACGCGAUCGUCAAUUAUCUCACGGCGUGAGGCUGCAACCGCUUUUCGUGGUGCACAGUUGCUACCAGUAGAUGCAGCCUCAUGUGCCAUACGUCGUGACAAUCUACGACAGGCAGUUGAACUCGUGGAGCAGGGCCGUGGCCAGCAGUGGUCGCUAGCUUCCCGACUCAAGACUCCAGUUGAAGACCUUGAGUCAGCAAAUCCGAACCUGGCGCACAAUUAUUUGGAGCUGAGCAAGCGCGUUUCCAAUGCCGCACAGAGUUCUGCAACCAUCACGGACAGAGCUGCUGCUGAUCGGGCAGCAACCAAGUACAGGAAGCUUAUGGAGCAGUGGGAAGCUGCAGUGGCUGAAAUCCGUAAUCUUCAAGCGUUCUCGCGGUUCCUGCUCCCACCUUCCUACGAAGAUUUGCAAGCGGCAGCGCGCCAGGGCCCUGUCAUCAUCCUCAUUGCCAGUCAAUAUUCGUGCAGCGCCAUCAUCGUCCCGACGUCAGGAGAGCCUAGUCAUGUUCCCUUGCCGUCUGUCACUCUCAUAGAUCUGAACAAUCUCAAGGAGCGUUUCGCCAGGGCCAUACGACACGCAUCUAUCAUGGGCCCAAAGGUGCCGCGGAACGAUCUAAUAGUACUCUUGCGGACAGUAUGGAAAGAGAUCAUGCUACCCAUAGUCAACGUACUCGAGCAUGUCCUUGAGCUAAAGCACGGUUCUCGAAUCUGGCUGUGUCCAACUGCAGCUUUCACGUCUAUUCCUCUCCAUGCAGCUCACCCCUUUCAAACGAACGCAGAUCGCUCUAAAGAGCCAUGCCUGGAGGAUCUCUACAUCUGCUCUUACACCCCGACACUUUCGGCUCUGGUCAGAUCUAGACAGAUGAUGAAGAAGCGUGUUGCUCCAUCCUUCGUGACAAUCGGACAGAGUCAACCGGGUGCAGGGAAAGGCAAGGCGCUCUUGACCGUUGACAGCGAGCUCGAGCUUGUCCGUAAGCUCGUCCCGGCGAUGGCCAACCGUACCACCAUUUCUGGUGACGCAGCCACACGAGCAGGUGCACUUGAAGCUUUGGAAGAGAACACCUGGGUGCACCUCGCUUGCCAUGGCAAGCAGGAUUCUACUCAGCCUUACAAUUCCCACUUCGUCAUGAGAGAUGAACAUCUGACGCUGCUUGAUAUCAUGGAGAAACAUAUUCCGCAUGCUGAGUUCGCAUUCUUAUCCGCUUGUCACACCGCCGUCGGCGAUAAGGAGACGCCCGACGAAGUCAUUCACCUCGCAGCUGGUCUCCAGUUUUCGGGGUUCAAGAGCGUCAUUGGCACGCUGUGGGAGGUCGACGAUGCUGUCGCAAAACACGUUGUCAAAGCGUUCUACGAGAAUUUGUUCGCUGAUAUGGAGGAUGGUCGUGUCAUGGACUGUACGAAGGCGGCCUGGGCACUCAACCGUGCUACGCACACUGUGAAGACGAAAGUGCCGCUUGAGCAGAGGAUGGUUUUCAUUCAUAUCGGUGUGUAG
This is a messenger RNA of Suillus subalutaceus, 3321 nucleotides long. RefSeq names its product CHAT domain-containing protein. Gene Ontology annotation, molecular function: protein binding. NCBI's taxonomy places the organism in Eukaryota, Fungi, Basidiomycota, Agaricomycetes, Boletales, Suillaceae. The record is from RefSeq and is a predicted model, not a curated record. The coding region runs from base 1 to 3321 and encodes 1106 amino acids. The transcript has 6 exons.